Colletotrichum chrysophilum is the source of this 651-nucleotide messenger RNA. RefSeq lists its product as uncharacterized. The record is from RefSeq and is a predicted model, not a curated record. The transcript has 2 exons. Bases 1 to 651 code for a protein of 216 amino acids. NCBI's taxonomy places the organism in Eukaryota, Fungi, Ascomycota, Sordariomycetes, Glomerellales, Glomerellaceae.
AUGCCUCCCGCGAAGUCUACCACCAAACCCACCUCCCGCCUUCCAGAAGACCCCUUCACCAACAUCACACAAACCCUCCCCCCCUUCAACUUCCUCAACCUCCCCCUCCUCCCCCGCCACACCUCCUUCGAAAUCAUCGCCGAACCUGAGUCCCAACCCUCCCCUCCGAAAACACCACCCUCACAACGGACCCCUCAAACUCCCCCUCGCUCAACUCCGGAUUUCAAAACUCCAGAGGCUUCCUCCCCCAAGACCCCUUCACCUUCCGCUCGCCGCACCCUCGCCUCGACGCCCUCGAAGCGAACUCCCUCCUCCACAGCUUCCAAGCGCUCCUUCGACACAGAAGGCGACCUCAAGAUGCGCAACGGGGCCUACACCUCACCAGACCGCCGGUACCUUCAGACUCUGCAAGCCGCCAACACCCUGCAGUCCCAGAUCCAGGCCGCCGUUCACGACAACUUCGAGUUCGAGCGCUCGCGCUUCGUCAAGGAUGUCCGGAUUGCGGUGCUGGAUAGUCUUGCGGACGAGGUCGCGGGGCGUGUUGACGCGGCGGUUGUUGCUGCUGUCGGAGAGCCUGAGGGGAGUGAACUGGAUGCUGUGGUCGCGGGUUUCAAGGAGAACAUUUUCACUAGGAUCCAGUUUGCGCAGUAA